Molecule: messenger RNA, 6624 nt
Organism: Homarus americanus (American lobster)
Lineage: Eukaryota; Metazoa; Arthropoda; Malacostraca; Decapoda; Nephropidae
Product: ADP-ribose glycohydrolase OARD1-like
Exons: 5
Coding region: 97-636 (179 amino acids)
Biological process (GO): peptidyl-glutamate ADP-deribosylation
Source: RefSeq, a predicted model, not a curated record
GCACUCAUCAUCACAGCUGAAGGAUGUAAACAAAUGAGGACGGCGUGUCUCUUAAAUUCAGCUUGAAUUUUCCCCGUCAAGUUUGUGGAUGUGGAAAUGGACAAAUACCUGGUGACUCCAAAAAGAAAAAUGACUGAGGAGAUUACUGAAAACUGUGAUGCAAAUGGAGAUAUCAAGAAAUCCAAAGGAAAUCACGUCCGCAGUGAAGGAUUUGCUAUUACAGAAGUACGUGGGGAUGUUUUUACAUGUCCAGAUGGAACCUCGCUUGCCCAUAGCAUAUCACAAGAUAUACGUAUGAGCAAGGGUAUUGCUACCCUUUUUAAGGCCAAAUUUGGUGGUGUACAGGAGCUGACAGAACAAGGCAAGAAGCCAGGUGAUGUUGCCGUCCUGAAGCGGGGCCAGAGAUACGUUUAUUAUUUAGUUACUAAGGAGAGGUACUGGCACAAACCCACUUAUUUAAGUCUGCGUUCAUCUCUACAAGCCAUGAAGCGUCAUUCCUUACAACACAAUGUAGCAGCCAUUGCAAUGCCACGUAUUGGAUGUGGACUUGAUGGUCUGGUAUGGGACCGUGUGAGGGACAUCCUUACUGAUGUCUUUAAAGAUACUGAUAUUAAAAUUUCAGUGUAUACUAUCUGAGGGUUCAUAUAUAACUUUCUAGGCACUUGAAGAGGCAACUGUAUAAGCUUGUUGCACAUGCAUCUCAAGGCUGUGUACUCCACUAUCAUGGAUGAGCAUAUUUUGAGGUAGUUUGAUGUGUGCAUGUGAGCUUCACAGUUUUACAAACCCAAGAUAGAACCUGGGAAGAGUAUUUUAUUAUAAGCUUUAGAAUAUAGCUGUUGGAGCUACAAUGGAUCAAAUGUCCUGAUCUGAGGAAAGCUUAUCCCUCCAGCGGGUACACAUUGGUUUAUAUAGAGUAGGUUAUUGUCAUCAAGUGGCAGAUGACAUUACCCUGAGUUGAAGGAUUGUCACUUCUUGUGAAGAGCAGCUGUACUAAUAACUAAGAGGGAUGAAACCUAAUAUGCACUGUGAUGGCAAGAACACAUUUGUGAUAUCUUUGCUCUUAUGUAUAGUGUGAGCUAAAGAAUGUACUGAGAACAGAAGAAAUUCAGAGUUAUUGGGUUUUUCGAAGUAGCAUGAUGUAUGCAGUUGAAUGAAAGGAUGUAGGCAAUGACAGAGUGUUGAGCAUGCAUCACUGCAGCUGUGUCAGGUUUUCUACAGUGGUUAUAUAAAAUUGAAGAAUUUUUAAUAAAUUUCUUUUUUCACAGAAGUUUUCAAAAUGUUGAUAGUUGGAUACAAAUAUUAUUUUUUGGUGGGGACUGUUCAUUAUAUCACACAUGUAAAUUUCGGUAGAACUGCUAAGGUGUGUUUUUAUGUGAGCAUAGAAAUAAGGACCCUCCUGGUGCUCCAGUUACCUAAUACUUCGCACAUUACGCUUACCCGUGAAUGCAGACAACAGAGGCUGACCAAUUACAAAUCAAUUACUGUUUGAGACACUGCAAUUACUGGACAGGGAAUUGAUAAUUUUUAGUAAAAAAUUCACUUAACUGUCCCAGUGUGAAAUUGUUUAAUUUUUAUCGUAGUUUCUAAAACUUGUAGCUAGAUAAUAAUGUAUCUUAUCCUUUAUUACUGUGUAAUUGGAUAUGGCUUACACUGGAAGCCCAAUUAGGAAGUUAUAACAAAGAUUUGUUAAACUUUAAAUACUAAUUCAUGUAAAAUUGUAAGUACAUUCCCUAUCCUUUAAAUGAAGAAAAAUUAAAGUAACAUAAUAGAUUUCAGUGUGAUAUCACAAAAUACUCAAAAGAUAUUACAAGAUUCAUUAAUACCUGGUUUGCUGAGAAUCUGAUUAGCUAAGAUUAUGUCAGUGUAGUUGUGGGUAGCUGAGGAUUUUUUCCUUUGUUGAUUUACAAGCUAAACAUAGAAUUGAUAUUGAAUAAUAUACCGAUGCCAGAACCGAGUAAAAUUGUAUAUAUAAAAAAACUUUUUUAUGGCUUUUAAAUAUAAUGUGGUUUUAAAGUUUUAAAAAUGAAUAAUAUUACUACUUGUGUCAGUCACAGUCUGAUUCCCACUUGUAGCUGGUGACAGAUUCAACUAUAGAGUGCAAGAAAAUCAUGACUUUUCUUAACUUCACCUGGAAGAGCCUGAAGAGUAAAAAAAAAUGAUAAAGAGAAAUGUUGAGGAGAGAAAAAAGAAAAGAGAGUUCAUUUUUCUAGCUAGGAAUUAAGAUGUAUAUACCUUACAAUGUAUUUAACCCCUGUUUGUAAAAAUAUAUAAAUAGCCUUGGACAGUAUAGCUUAUGAGAUGACAUUUUCACAUGGCUAACAUUUUAUGGGAAGACCGUGAGAAGGGGCAUAUCCUCUUUGUCAUUCACCAUCCACGCAUACAUGUCAUUCAUUUUAAUCCUAGCUAGACUCUUGAAGUACAUUGAUGUAACUCUGUGCUGACUUCAUAUAUAAAGUACUUUACUGUAAUUCAAAUUCCUUUCUGAGAGACUGACUUUUCAUAGAUGUAACGUCACACAGCCGAGCAGUCAUCAGAGUAUUUUGUACGGUGAGACUGUGACAAGUGCCAAGCUUUCCGGUAUAGUGAGUGGUGUAGCAAACGCUCCUUUUCUCUCUUGUACUUGUUGUGAUAGUGAGUAUAUGUGUGAGAGUAACCUGUGAAUCCACAAAAGUGGGUAUGUAAGUACAGUAAUUGUAAUAAUUUGAUAAUUAUGUUUACUUAGUUGAUAGCCAUAUUUAUCCACAGAAAAAUGUUGGUCUUACUGAAUGUUAGUCGGUGGAUUUUCAAUUUAUACAUAUGUCCAAAAUAUGUAAUUUCUUCUUUACUACUGUGUCACUAAUGCAGAUUUGUCUUCAACCAAUAUGGUCAUGGCACUUGUGCACACAUUAGCAGAAAUAUUCCACAUGCUAAAAAACACCUGCAUCUGGACUGUUCACUAUAAAUACUUUAGGCUCUAAUCUUCACCCUCUGAAUACAGCAUAAACUGUUGGACAUGGAAAAGUUCAUAGUCUCACAUGUGUUAGCUUCUUUUUAUUCAGUUAAAUUUACAAUAAUCCUCGGAUGAUACACGGUGUUAGUUUCCUAGAAACACUGAGUCGAAUUUUUUAUUCCUUAAAUUCUUAAUGGAAAUUAAUGAAAAGAAUAUUACAUUCACAGACAUUCCCAAAUACAGGGAAACUUGGCCCAGUGGCCCACUGUGCGUAUCUGUAUAGGAUACAACAUUUACGUAUAUUCAAAUAGUUAACAUAAUCAAACAUUAAUGUAAUUAAACAACGAUAUGAUAAAACAAGCUUACUGUUGGAUGUUAACCCAUUGAGUGAUAGGAGUUUCUCUCAGCUGAAUAAAAUCGUCUGGCAUCAGCUAGAAUAAAAUACCUAAGGACAACACUGCUCCUUAAAGGGAUAAGACUAAUCAAGGCUGGUAUCAUGGCAGGCUCACUCAAGGUCGUGGGGAAAGACCUUUUCAUUACACAGAGUGCAGAUUUAGUUAUAUGUUUUCCUGAUAAAAGUCAGCACAAUAUAAGACAAAUAUUGACCAUUAGAAACACUGAAGCACAUCACCACUAUGUGACACGAUGAAAACAUAACAAACCGGGUAAAGAAUUGGUAGGUAAAUCAUUUUUGUUUACCGAUGGUCCCAUGAGUCAAUAACAAAGUUGUUAGUAGGGGCGUGCCAAAGCUUGCUCAGGUUUCAUCAUUUUUAAAUAGAUAACUCUUAAGGUGAAUGCAGCAUCCCACAACUUAAACUGCUGUGACACCAGAUGUUUUAUAUCUUAAAUAGUAAUAAUGAUAAUACAGUACUGUAGUCUAAAACCAUGUUACAUGUAUACUACAUUGGUCUAACUUUUUCAUGAAGUUAUCCAAAUUGUAUAAUGAAUGUUUUAUCCAUGGGUUAUUGUAUAUAUGAUAUUGAUGAGAAAAGUAAAUAAUGUAGAUACAUGAUUAAUCUAGAACAAAUUACCAAAGCUUUGCUGUACAAUAUUAUAUACUGUACCAUAAUGCACUUAUCAUAUACAGAUUGUGUGAUUAUUGAAAUAUUUAGAAACAAUUGAAAAAUAACUUCUUAGGAAAUGUUAGGAACAUAUAGAUUUGCCUUCAGAUCAUAACAAAAUUUAGUGAAAAUUCCUUUUGCCAAACCAAAGUGUACCUGAUAGCAAUUGAUAUUUGAUAGAGCUAGAAAAUUUAUCAAGUGAUGGACUACAGUGAGAAAAAAAGUGAUUGAGAAGUGGAUAUGGAAGUGAAUAAUUAAGUGAUAAGUGGAUAUUAAGAGGCAUUUUUUCCCAUCCUGUAUACCGUGAUUCAUUGUACAGUUGUGAGCGCUGUAUGUGGAGGUGUAUGGCGGUGGAAUUUCAGAGAUUACCUCGUCUUUUAUCUGUAUUUCCCAAUGUUCUAUCUGCAAUUCUUAACAUUUAUAGAGAGCACAAUCUUCUUUUAGUUUAUAGUGAUGCUCAUUUUUGUUUCAGAAUAUAUAUAUUAGUUGGAAUAAAUCACGUGUAAAAUUUUUGAAGGUAUUGUACCGGUAAUAUUUCUUUGGAGCCUAUACCAUAGUAUAGCACGGUAUUAAUGUAUAAUGUGUAUCCAUAUUGCUUUUUCUUUUCUUUUUUUAGAAUAACGUAUGUACAUUUGACGGCUAUAGCCAUUACAGUAGUGUUUGGCUGCCCCAUCAUCAUUGCAUUUUUGUUCUCCAGAUUUUUUUAAUGAUACUGUAUAUUACUUUUCACCAGAUAAAACCUCAUUUCAGGAUACUUUGAGUUUAAUACAAAGGUAAUACUGGUUUUUAUCAUAUCAGGCUUAGAGUUAAUGUUUUUCCCCACCACAUAAAACCUCAUUUCAGGGUAGUUUAUUUUAAAUGACUGUACCACUGAUUUAAUCAUACAGGCUUAAUACUGAGCUUAGUAGAACUGUUUUUGUGCACUAACACCCCGGCUGGCUUUUAAGAUUGGUUUCAUAUGUUCUGUCUCUGAUGCUUGUUAUUUUAUGGGGAUGCAUGGAUGAUGUCUGUGUACAGAUGUAAAGAUAAAGAAACUGAGUUAGGAAUGUAAUAGAAAUAUUUAAUACCCAUAUGAUUUUUUUCUUCCCUGUAUGGAUUUUAUUUCAUGAUACUUUUAGUUUAUAUUCUUUUAUUGAGAUUAAUAAUUAAAUCAGGUGGAUAUCUUGGAGUUUUCAAGGAGGACAACUCCACAGUAGAACACCUCAGUUAAGGAUUAAGAGAGUGAAUGUCAACAAAUGAAGGGAGAGUCUGUGUUUGCUCUGGAUCACUGUUAUCCAGCAUCAUUGUGGGGAACAGCAUGCAAGAGUGUAAAAAUGAAUAGCCAUGCGAAUGAUACCAAGAGAAUAACAGUAGAAUAAGAUUGCCAAAAAUGUUCAGUUGUUAGGUUAAACAGUAUUUUUUUUAUCUCUGGUGAAGAAGCUUUAAUUUCUUUUCUGUGACUGAUACCAUUACAAUUAAGGCUUUUGCUACUGAUGUGGAUCCUGCACACAGUAUAUUUUUGCUUGAGAGUUGGGUAUGUGUCACCUGUGUUCUCAGUAACCAUAUAUAGCCAGGAAUAUGAACAAAACCAGGUAUAACUUAACCUUACUUAGGUGUCUUACUCUUUUAGAUUUAGUUAGGCGUGGCUUAAGUUCUUUCUUACAUACUGUACCUACUGUGCUUGUAUAAUAAGAUCAAAUUAGCUUUUUGCAUUGGGAAGACAAUGUACAGUACAGUAUUGUAUAGUACUGUAUAAUAUAAACCAGCUGUGGCAUACCUGGCUCAAGCAAAAAUAAAUUGAGACCUUAACCUGAGUCCGUAGCUGCAUCAUUAUACAUCAAGCCAUCUAUUUCUCCAGUUGGUAGGAAAUAGAAGGAGGUUGAUAAGCAGAUGAUAUAUUUUUUUAUCUAUUUUGCAUAUGUUAAUAACAACUUUAUGAAGUUUUGUGUGGCUGAAACCCACUCAUUAUUUUUUGUGUUUGGGGCUUGGUUUUGCUUGCUAGACUUUCAACUUUUUUCACUGUUGGUUGUUCAAGGUUCUAAGUUACCAAGUAAACAAGAAGAGUAAGAACAUUAUUUAUGUGUGUUGUUAAUGAUAGUGGUACUGUACUGUACUUCAACUGGCUAGUGUCAUCUCUGAUAAAAGGUCUCUUCAUCUGGUGGACAUGAGAGUGAAAAUAUGAUUUGAGUAUUGUAUGAACAGUUUUGUUAAGUAUUACAUUCAUUUACCAUUGGUUAAUUGAUUUAAUCAUUAAUUUGUUUCCAUGCAGGUUGUUGGCAUGUAAGUCUCCCUUAAACCUUUAAAGCCAUCUUCACCUAGUGUAAAAAAGCAAAACAAGAGCAACUUUCAAAGUGUUUACUGAAAAAAAAAAUACUGUAGUGGCUUCUUGGUUUAACUGUCCUGUAAAAGAAAGCUACUUUUAUUAGAUUAGAUCAUAUGAACUAAGGCUUUUUUAGGUAGUUAAAACAGGUGGAAAUGAAAAUUGGAGAUUUAGAAAGAAAAUAGAUAAAAUAUUAAUAAAAUGGAUAUGAUGAGGUAGAAAGAAUUAAAGGGAUAUGAUAAGUGAUAAGAGCUGGAAAGUUUGGGGUUUUAGAUAAAUGAGCAUUCAAGAAGAACUGAUUAUCUGUCAGAAUUUUCAAUAAAAUAGAUAAUGUG